This is a messenger RNA of Impatiens glandulifera, 908 nucleotides long. Its product is annotated as protein DESIGUAL 3-like. NCBI's taxonomy places the organism in Eukaryota, Viridiplantae, Streptophyta, Magnoliopsida, Ericales, Balsaminaceae. The record is from RefSeq and is a predicted model, not a curated record. The transcript has 3 exons. The coding region runs from base 254 to 793 and encodes 179 amino acids.
AGACUUUUAAGACAAAAAGAAGCUUUUAUUCCAUUAAUUCACAGCUAGUAAUCAAUCUUUCUCCACUAAGCUAUUCCUUCUUUAAUUUCCUUUAUUCAGAUUCUUUUUCUCUGGGCUGAACCCAGAAUGACAAUCCCCAUUAAUUCCCAUUACUCAAACAUAUCUAUAUAUUAAUUAGUUAGACAUCGGAUCUCCCACUCACUUAAUUUGUUCUUCCAUCUCUGUUUUGAAGCUGUAAGUUAGUUGUUUGGAGAUGGCUAAAAACAUAGGCAUCAUUGUUUGCUUGGUGGUGAUGAUCAUUGAUAUUGUGGCUGGUGUACUUGGUAUUGAAGCUGAGGCAGCUCAGAACAAGGCAAGACAUAUGCAGGUAUGGAUAUUUGAGUGUAGGGAGCCUAUACAUGCGGCUUUCAGAUUAGGAUUAGCUGCGGCAAUUUUGUUGGCUGUGUCUCAUUUCAUUGCUAUCAUUAUGGGUGGAUGCACUUGUAUUUGGUCCAAACAACAGUUUGAUAAAGCAUCACCCAACAAGCAACUUGCUGUGGCUUCUCUCAUUUUCUCAUGGAUUAUUUUUGUGGUUUCGUUCUCGAUGAUGCUAGUGGGAGCAUUUCAAAACUCAAGAUCUGAGAAGAAGUGCACGAUAUUACAUCGGAGGCUUUUGUUUAUAGGAGGGAUUUUAUGCUUCAUUCAUGGGAUGUUUGCUGUUGCAUAUUAUGUCUCUGCUUCUGCUGCUAACAAAGAAGCCAUGAAAUUACCCACCCAACACACAAAUCAACAUGUUCAAUCAUCUUCAGCAUAAUUAUACAACAUUCCAUUCCAUUCCAUUUUCAUUAUAAUAUAUAUUGAUUGUUUGUUAAUUAACUUUUCAUCAUUUAAUCAAUAAAGUGUGGACUAAUUCAUUAUUGCCAAUGAUA